Messenger RNA from Aureobasidium vineae, 3648 nucleotides. The record is from the annotation of a GenBank genome assembly. Lineage: Eukaryota; Fungi; Ascomycota; Dothideomycetes; Dothideales; Saccotheciaceae.
AUGAGCAUGUACUCGCUUACCCUGCAACCCGCUGGAGUCAUCACCCACGCCAUUGUCGGCAACUUUGUCGCCAGCAGGCCGAAAGAGCAGCAAGUCGUCCUGGCUCAGGGUGAAAGACUGAGUCUGUUGACCAUUGACAAGGACACGGAUCACGUUCGCACCAUUCUCACGCACAACGCUUUCGGCAUCCUGCGCAACCUAUCGUCCUGCAGAGUCCCCGGUACUCCUCGCGACUUGAUCAUCGUCUCCUCAGAUUCCGGCCGUGUCUCGCUCCUUCAGUACGACGAUGAGAAGAACCGCUUCGAGCGCGUCCAUCUCGAGACUUUCGGCAAGUCGGGCGUCCGUCGAACCAUCCCCGGACAAUACCUCGCCUCAGACCCGCGCGGUCGAUGCUGCAUGUUCGCUUCGGUCGAGAAGAACAAGGUCGUCUACAUUCUCAACCGCAACUCGGAGCAGCAAGUCACCAUUUCCUCGCCCCAAGAAGUCAACCGUCCCCAGACUUUGACUUUCGACAUUUGCCCUGUCGACACAAACUUCCAGAACCCCGUCUUUGCCGCUCUCGAGGUCGACUACACAGACAGCGACCAGGACCCGACGAACGAAUCAUACGACAUCCGCGAAAAGCUCCUCGUCUACUACCGUGUCGAUCUCGGCUUGAAUCACGUUGUCCGCGAGUGGGCCGAUGCCGUCGAUUACUCUGCCAACAAGCUGUUCCCUGUCCCUGGUGGUGCCGAUGGUCCCAGUGGUGUCGUUGUUUGUUCAUUGGGACAGAUCACAUACAGACACCCCAUGCAAGAGCCCCACACACUGGUCAUCCCUCGUCGCAAGGGCGGUCUGGAGAACCCUGAUCGCGAGAGGCGCAUUGUUGCUGGUGUGGUACAUCGUUUCAAGGCUGGCUUCUUCCACUUGCUGCAGACUGAGGAUGGCGACUUGUUCAAGCUUACCAUGGAUUUGGUCGAGGAUGAUCAAGGUCGCAAGACUGGCGAAGUCGCGAGCAUUGAGCUUCGCUACUUUGAUACCUUCCCUAUUGCCUCGACCAUGUGUAUCUUGAAGUCUGGUUAUCUCUUCGUCGCAGCUGAAAACGGCGACAGCCACUUCUACCGCUUCCUCAACCUCGGCAUGAACAUUGACUCUCUCACAGACAGCACAUCCCAGGAAGUCUCAUAUUUCUUCCCUCACGACUAUGAUAACGUGGAUCAAUCAGCUACCGUCGCUAGUAUGCAUCCUCAGCGCAAGACCGUGGUGCAGGAUAUUACAGGUGGAGAUGAUUGGAAAAUCUAUACUACAGCAGGCACUGGUACUCGCAGCUCUUUCAAGGUUGUCAGCCACGGCCUGAGCGUCAGCGAACAGACGCGUGCUGAACUUCCCGAUCAACCCAACAAUCUCUGGGUGGUUUCGGACGAUCGCUUUUCAGAGGCAGAUAAGUACAUUGUACUUGGUUUCCGCGAUGCCACACUCUUCCUAGAGGUCGGUGAGAACACCCACGAAGUGUCUGACCACGGACUGCACAAGGAAGUCACCACUAUUCAUAUGGGUCUUAUGGGUGAUACUGGUAUUCUGCAGGUUUGGGACAGAGGCUUCCGUUUCUAUACAGGUCCUGACAGCCCGCAAGAAGACUGGAAGUGCCCUGCCCAUCGCACCAUCAUCAAGGCUACAAACAAUCACCAACAGUUGUGUCUGGCGCUCAGCUCCGGCGAGCUUCUGUACUUCGAGGUGUCACAAGACGGCAGAAGGAUUCAGGAGUAUGAGCAGGGUGCUGAUGUCUUGACUGUAUCAGGCGUCAUACAAGCCAUGAGCAUGGGUGACGUUCCCGAGGGUCGUGUAAGAGCGCCCUUCCUGGUCGUAGGAUGUGAUGACUCGACCAUUCGUGUCUACUCUCUUGACCCUGGUGGCGAGAUGCUUAAAUCUCAAUCCAUCCAGUCCCUCACAUCACCNCCUCGUUCCAUCGAAAUUCUACCUAUGGAAGACUCAACAGGCAUGACAACAUUCGUCCACGUUGGUCUGUUCUCUGGUCUCUACCUUCGUGCUGUCUUGGACGAUGUCACUGGCGAACUCGGCGAUGUGCGAUCACGUUUCCUUGGUGCUGACGAGGCUAAGCUCUAUCCAGUCGCUGUUAAUAACAGUCCUGCUGUGCUCGCUUGCGGUGCCAAGACCUUCCUCUCUUACCCUCACCCUGAAACCAAGGAGCUAUUGCUCACCCCUCUCGACUACCACUCAUUCAACUGCGCAAGCAUGCUAAGGUCCAAGGUCGCGGGUCGCAAGGGACAAACCUCUGUCAGACAAUCGAUCGUCGCAUUACGUGGAGCUGAGAUCUUCGUCUUCAGCAUCGGAGACACCUCCAACAACAUUCUCACAAAAUCAAUUCCCCUCAAACACACUCCUCGUGAUUUCUGUAGGCAUCCAGAAUACCGCUACUUCUCUGUCAUCCAAUCAGAUCAAAACGUACUUAGUAAGCAAGCCAGAGAGACGCUACUUGCCGACCCGACGAGAUCAGAAGAAGAGAAGAAACAGAUGGGUCCUAGCGAGCAGUUUGGCUGGCCACGGGGUCCUGGCUGGGCAUCGUGCAUUCAAGUUGUCGACCCAACAGCUGAGGAUGAGAAGGAUGGGAUUGCAUACACAGUUGAUCUGGACUCAAAUGAGGCUGCAUUAUGCUGUGAUAUGGUACCUUUCGAGAACCAAGACGGCGAAACCUUCCUACUUGUCGGUACCGGCAAGAACAUUCCCUCUGGAGCACCAACACCAAGUUCGCCCAAGUCUACUGGCUCAGUACAUGUCUAUCGAGUCUUAGAUCCUGGCAAUGAGCUUGAGCUGAUCCACAAGACCGAUUUCGACAAGCCGAUCCGUGCGUUGAUGCCCUUCCAGGGUCGUCUUGCGCUCGCUGUUGGCAACGAAGUCUUCCUCUACGAUCUUGGUAUGAAGGCUUUGUUGCGCAAGGCUCGCUGUCGUGUACCAGGCACUCAGAUCAUCGGUAUGAAGACGCAAGGCUCACGUAUCGUUGUUGGAGACGUGCAAGAAUCCGUCUGCUACGUCGUGUACAACCACAAGGACAACAAGCUCACACCUUUCGCUGACGACGUCAUCGCUCGCUGGACUACCUGCUUCACCAUGCUCGACUACGACACUGUGGCUGGAGGAGACAAGUUCGGAAACGUAUGGGCUGUGCGUUGCCCCAAGUCAGCGUCAGACGAAGCAGACGAACCUGGUGCCGCAUCCUUCCUUGCCAACGAGAAAGCAUACCUCGGCGGUACACCUCACCGUCUCGCACUCCAAUUCCACGACUUCGUACAAGAUAUCCCCAUGUCGAUGCAAAAGACAACACUGGUUCCUGGUGGCCAAGAAGUCAUCUUCUGGGCUGGUCUGCAAGGCACACUUGGUAUCUUUGUGCCAUUCAUGGACAGAGAAGACGUAGAUUUCUUUGGCAGUUUGGAACAACAUUUGCGCACCGAAGACCCACCGAUUUGCGGACGUGAUCAUCUCAUGUACAGAAGUUACUACAUUCCCGUCAAGGGAUGCAUCGAUGGCGAUCUCUGCGAAAGAUUCUUCUUGCUAAGCAGAGACAAGAAGGAGAGGAUUGCUGGUGACUUGGAUCGUACGGUUAGAGAAGUGGAAAAGAAGAUUGGCGAGAUGAGAACGAGGGUUGCGUUCUAA